AUGAAACCGUCACCAACAGGUGUUCAGCAGGUAUUAGAACAAGAACAUCAUGAGCUGGAGAUUGACGGAGUUCGCACUCUACUGGAAGUACAUCCACAUGAGCUGUCUGGAGGGUUCUCACCCAUAGACACGGCAUCUCACCAGGAAUCCUCUUAUCAAGUCAAGGUGCAUGAUUCAGAAGAUGACUCUUCAGAUUCAGAAUGUGAAGAUGACGAGCCAGUUGUUGAGGUGACUGACUUCAAGCCAUCGACGUCAGAUGAGAUGCUCAGGCUCUAUUUUGAGACCCCUCGUAAAUCUGGAGGAGGUGACCUAAAAACAUUUGAAUAUAACCCGAAGACAGAAGCAAUCAUAUUGACGUUUGAGAAUCCAUCAGUUGCGCACUCAGUUGUCGCCAGAUCCCAUAGGGUUGAUGGUGCAUCUCUGUCAGUGCGACAGAUCGUGAGGAAGAAACCUCGCCCUCGCCCAGUCAAGAAGCGAUGUCUGUUUCUCAGCGGAAUUCCUGAUGGGUGCGAUUCAGAGCUUGUGACAAUGUUUUUUGAGAAUCGGUCUGGUACGGAUGAGUUCAAGAUACAAUAUGGUGAGAUGCCUGGAACAGCAAUCUGCACAUUUGCAGAGGAUAUCCCAGACAUGGAAGGAGUCAUCAAAAGCAUUUGUACAAAGACGUUGAAAGGAUCCUUUGUGACAGCAGAGAAGGUGCACGAGUCGGACUCUAUCCUAGUGCAAGGGGUGUCACCAAAAACAUCUUUGGAGAUGAUUGAGUUGUAUUUUGACAACAAAAAGAAAAGUGGCGGCACCGGUGUCAGAGAGGUACAGCAGGGACCAACGGACUCUCAGGCUAUUGUCUACUUUGAAGACUGGAAAGUUGUUGAUGAUGUUAUCGCGAAAAGGGGACCCCACAAAGUUGGGAAUGUUGAAAUAUUCGUUGAAGAGUACCAUGAAUGUCUGGGAAGACUGAGUACAUUAGAUGUCCCAACUCCUCAUGUCCCUAAGCCAGUCACUGUACAAGUCCAGGAACCCAUCAUGGAGUUCAUCUUCGGGAAGGGCCAACACACAAAGAAGACUUUGACUCAGAAGCUUAGGGAUGCAAAGGCCAUUCUGAAAUGGCCAGAUGGUGAUGAUAAGACAACAGCUAGGCUGGAACCUCUACUGGAAGAUGGACAGCGACAAUCAUCUUGGCUCAAAUGGUCUGAAACUGCUACCCAAGUUCUGACUGACUCCCUGAACAGGUGUAAGUCAUCCAGAAUUGCAGUCCCAUCGUCAUUUUGGAAAGACACAGUUGAUAAAAUAAAUCAGCUUGGCACCAAGAGCCUUUUCAUUCAGCUGGAUGCUUACACUCAUCAAGUCAGUCUGGUCGGGGAGCAGCAGGACGUUGACGAAGGAUAUACUGAUAUUGAUAGAAUCAUUAAGGAGUUCAGAACAAAGGCCGAGUACGAAGCACAGCAAACAAAUGUAGACAUAACCUUGACAGAAGAGAAGUCCCAGCAUUUUAUUAUAUGUGGCAUCCAGGAUAAAAUUGAAAAGGACUUUCCGAACCUGAAGAUCGUGGUCAUCUCCUUACAAGAUAAAAUCAGACUCGUAUUAGAAGGAUCACGUAAGAUCGUCCAGGAAGCAGAGCUGUCGAUGCGGAGGCAAAUGGACAGUCUAGAGAAAGUAGAAAUCAAAAUGGGACGUAACAAAGUCAAGUUCGUUCAGAAUCAUAUCGACAAAAUCCAGGAGAUAUUGCGUUCACAGGGCAUUCGAGCAGCAUGUAAUGGAUCCGAUGAUGGCAAGAUUAUCAUAUUAGGUGCCACUAAGAAGGAUACGGUCCAAGCUAAAGCGUACAUCAAUCAAGAAAUAGAAGAGGAUGUCAUUCCAAUCAAGGAUCAGACUGUGCUUUCUGUUAUAAAGAGCCAAGCAGGGAGUGAUCUGCUUGAUGAAACAAGCAAGCAGAAGUCUACUGUGGUAAACAUCAAUACAACAGAAGAUGUGGUACAGCUGGCUGGAUUCAGGACUAGCUUGGAAGAGGUGAAACAGAGCAUACUUGAAUUCCUAACAGCUAACGUCAUCAACAAAGAAUUCAUUAACAUGAAUAAGAGCAAAAUGGAUGUCCUUCUGAAGCGUCAUGGUAAGUCAUUGGACAGCCUGGCAGAGCAACACAAGCACAACCACAUGAAGAUCGCUCCAGAAUCCGGCAGUAGAACGGGCGUUUUCAUUCAAGGUAACGAAGAAGGAUUGAUGAUAGCUCGUCGGUUCGUUAAUUCAUUGGCGGAAGGAAUCGAAGACGCAAGUUUUCCAAGCAACAGUGAAUCAGAUGAACAAGAGCUACUUCGGCAAGAUGUUGAAAUGAAGGAGAUGGCUAAAGACCAACGGGAAGAAGGGGAUGACGAGGAUCGAUUUGUUGAGGUUACCGGUUUCAACCGAUCGUCAGAGAAGGUGCUCAAGAUGCAUUUCGAGAAUCCCAUAAGAUCUGGAGGAGGUGACAUCAAGGCAUGGGAGCAUGACAAAAAGACUGGGGCCAUCAGAAUGACAUUUGAGAAUACAUCAAUUGCUUCCAAAGUGAUUGCAAGACAGCAUAAGGUUGGAGGUGAUAAUCUGAUGGUGCGACUGAUUGUAAAGAAGAAACCUCAUCCUCGUCCAGUCAAGAAGCGAUGUCUGUUUCUGAGCGGAAUUCCUGAUUGGUGUAAUCCAGAGCUUGUGACAAUGUUCGUUGAGAAUCGGUCUGGUACGGAUGAGUUCAAGAUACAAUAUGGUGAGAUGCCCGGAACAGCACUUUGCACAUUCACAGAAGACAUCCAAGACUUUGAAAAAGUAAUCAAAAGAAUUUCUUCAAAACUGUUGAGUGGAGCCUAUUUGACAGCAGAGAAGAUGAAGGAGUCAGAUUGUAUUCUCGUGGAAGGGGUAUCACCGAAAGCAUCUUUGGAGAUGAUUGAGUUGUAUUUUGACAACAAAAGGAAAAGUGGUGGCACCGGUGUCAGAGACGUACAGCAGGGACCAACGGACACUCAGGCAAUUGUUUACUAUGAAGACUGGAAAGUGGUUGGUGACGUUCUGUCGAAAGGGGGUCCCUACAAGGUUGGCGGCACUGAGCUAUUUGUUGAAGAGUACCAUGAAUGUCUGGGAAGGCUGAGUCCAUUAGAUGUCCCUUAUACUCCUUAUGUCCCUAAACCAGUCACUGUACAAGUCCAAGAACCCAUCAUGGAGUUCAUCUUCGGGAAGGGCCAACACACAAAGAAAACAUUGAUUCAGAAGCUGAGGGAUGCAAAGGCCAUUCUGAAAUGGCCAGAUGGUGAUGAUAAGACAACAGCUAGGCUGGAACCUCUACUGGAAGAUGGACAGCGACAACCAUCCUGGCUCAAAUGGUCUGAAACUGCUACCCAAGUUCUGACUGAAUUCCUGAACAGGUGUAAGUCAUCCAGAAUUGUAGUCCCACCGCCAUUUUGGAAAGACGUCAUUGAUAAAAUAAAUCAGCUGAACACCCAGAGCUUUUCCAUUCAGCUGAUUGCUAGCAAUCAUUCACUCACUCUGGUUGGGGAGCAGCAAUUUGUUGACAAAGGAUGUACUGAUAUCAAUAGAAUCAUUAAGGAGUUGAAAGCAAAGGCUGAGUAUGAAGCUGAGGAAACAAAAGAAGACAUCCUCUUGACAGAAGAGAAGUCCCAGCCUUUUAUCAUAUUUGGCAUCAAGAAUGUCAUUGAAAAUGACUUUCCAAACCUGAAGAUCACUGUCAUGUCUUUGCAAGAUAAAAUCAAACUCACUUUUGAAGGAUCACGUAAGAUCGUCUGGGAUGCAGAGCUGUCGAUGCGCAGGAAAAUGGACAAUUUGGAGAAAGUAGAACUCAAAACAGGAUGUAACAAGGUAAAGUUCGUUCGGAAUGUUAUCGACAAAAUCCAUGAGAUCCUAUGGUCGCAGGGCAUUCGAGCAGCAUGCAAGGGUUCCGAUGAUGGCAAGAUCAUCAUAUCUGGUGCCACUAAGAAAGACACAACCGAGGCUAAAGCAUACUUCAGUAGGGAAAUAGAAGAGGAUGUCAUUCCUAUCAGAGGCCAAGCUGCAAUGGAUGUUCUCCAGAACCAAACCGGCCGGAGACUCCUUGAUGCGAUCAACAAGCAGAAAUUUGUUAUGGCAGCCAUCAGCAACAAAGGAGGAAACAUUGUUGAACUUGCAGGUUUCAAGACUAACUUGGGCGAGACAAAGCAUAAAAUCAUAGAUUUCUUGAAAGACAAUGUCAUCCUAAAGAAAAUCGUUCCAGCAAACAAGAACAAAAUAUGUCUCAUCGACAAAUUCCAUGGCGCAGAUUUGGUAAACGUAGCAAUGCAGAAUGCCAAACACCAUGUGAAAAUCCAGCCACAGAAGAGUGGCCGCCACAAGGGAUUUGUGAUUCAAGGAAAUGAAGAGGGUUUGGAAGCUGCAAGGCAGGUCAUUGUUUCCCUGAUAGAUAGAAUCAAGGAGCAGCCUUAUCCGGUCUCAAGGACUGGAAUGGCCCAACUCUUCCAAGAAAGCAAAGGGAAGAAGUUUUUGGAAUCGCUUGAGGAUGAAUGCCAGUGUGUUAUCCGAGAGAAUGUGCAGGAAGACAGCGAUGAUGAAGCUGAAGUUGGAGGAGGUGCAGCAGUGAGACCAAUGGUAUCCACGAGGGUACUCUGCCGAAUUGCUCUACCAAAUGGCUUCACUUUGAAAGUAUGCAGAGGUGACCUGACAAGGCAACAAGUAGACUGCAUAGUGAAUGCUACAAACACAGAACUGAAACAUGUUGGAGGACUAGCAGCUGCUGUUGUCGAAGCAGGUGGGAGAGUCAUUCAGACUGAGUGUGAGCAAAUAUUGAGGUUCAAGCGUCGCCAAUUGUAUGUGGGUGAGCCUGUUCACACCACUAACGGAAAACUACCCUGCAAGAGAGUUUUUCAUGUUGCAGGACCUAAAUGGCCACAUCAUGGAGGAGCCACAUCUAUUCCAGAUGAUGAUAAGUCAAGCCUUGAAGAGCAUCUGCUGUAUGACGGCGUCAUUGCUUGCCUGAAACUGGCAAAUAAGCUGAAUAUGCAGUCCAUCGCCAUACCAGCCAUCAGCACUGGUGUUUAUGGCUUCCCAGUUGACCUUGCCGCAAAGCAGAUCCUUAACGCCGUGGCUGAGUUCUGUCAGAACAUGCCCAUCCCCACCCUGACGGAGAUUCAUUUCACCAACAAUGACCAGCCAACUUGUGAUGUAUUCAAAAGGGCUGUGAUGGAUCGAUUCAGCCAAUUUCAGGAGGACGAAGAUGGCACCGACAUUGGCAGAGCUCCCACUGACCGCCAAGCUUACUCACCCAUACAACGUGAUGACACAGGAAUGCUACAGACAAAGAUAGGUUCUGUUUGUCUUCAAGUUGGACGGGGAGACCUUGUGAAAGAAGCAACUGAUGUCAUUGUCAACAGUGUUGGGCUAAGAUUGGCUUUGCAAGGUCCAGUUUCUAAGGCUAUCCUGACCAAUGGUGGAAAGAGUAUCGCGAAAGAGUGUGAUACGCUUCGCAAAAAAGACCCGAAGAAACUAAUCUAUUGGACUGGUGGUGGGUCACUUCAGUGCAGCUUUAUUUGCCAUGUUGUUACUCCUCGAACUCCGGAAGACAUUAAAACUAUAGUGUUCAAGACCCUGCAGCAGGCAGAGGAUAAGAAAGUGAAGUCAGUUUCAUUCCCAGCACUGGGCACAGGCCAAGCUGGUCAGUCAGUGGCAGACUGUGCCAGUACCAUGUUGACAGCUGUUGGUGAAUUUGCAGUCCGUAAGAAGCCUCAAUAUCUCCGUCUCAUCCGUCUAGUCAUAUUCCAGCGAGACAUGGUUUCUGGAUUUCAAGAUGCUCUGAAGAGCGGCGUUGGCACUUCGUACAGAGAGCAAAAAGUCUUGCUGUCUAAAGGCUUGGGGUUGAUGAAAUCUGCCUGGUCUGUUGUGUCUGGUGGUGCUGCCCCUAAUGAUGCUUCAACAGAUGAUGAAAGUCUUGAAGAAACCAUCAUUCUCAAUAUCUACGCCAUGGACAUGUCUUCUGUCAAGAGAGCAUCUGGCAAGAUUGAUCAGUUUCAAGAUGAGGAAUAUACGUCUGAGUAUCUAUCUGAUGAACAUGGAAUGAUAGACAAAAUGACCGAUGAACAUCGGGCUGAACUCCGCGCCAUUGGGAAGAAGUAUAAUGUGACAAUAAACUGCCACAAUAAGGGACAUGCCAAGUUUGUGAAGGUUGAGGGUUGUAACAUCAAAGUCAAAGAUGCCUGCAUUAAAAUCCAAGAACUCUUCACAAGAAUGCAAAUAGAGGAACUUAAGAUGCAACGAAGUGUGCAUCUUUUCAAGGAAGUGCAAUGGAAGUACGGCACGCCACGUGGACUGGAAGCAUAUGAUCCUGAGGUGAAUGUUAUCAUAGAGGAUGCCUACAACAAGAAGCGCCCCUCAGUUAGUCUGAAUCUUGAAGAUGGACAAGUGACAAUCAACUUCCAAACCAUGCAGGAGACUUCAUUGGCUGGAAAUAUGUAUGUCCACCGUGUUGACCUAAAGAAAGCUGCUUCAUUUGAAUUGCCACCCAACUGGAUUCCUAUGGAUAAGAAAGAGCACUUCAAAAUGGCACAAUUGACUGCAGGCUCGGCUGAUUACAUUGAAGUGGAGACACAAUUACAAAAAAGUAUGGGAGGCCAUCAAAUUCAAGAGAUACACAGAAUUCAGAACAGAGACUUGUUGGUGCAGUACCAAUCACGUAAGGAAGCGAUGGAGGCUCGUCUUGGUCGUACUAACAUUGAAGAGACAUUGUUCCAUGGUACCGAUGAGCAAACGUGUGAUAAGAUCAACAAGUUUGGUUUCAAUCGCAGCUUCUGUGGAAAGAAUGCAACUGCCUACGGAAAUGGAACCUACUUUGCGGUGAAUGCUAACUACUCAGCACGACCGCAAUACGCAAAGCCUAAUGCAAACGGUGUACAGCACAUGUACCUGACAAAGGUUCUGGUCGGUGAUUACAUCAGAGGCAAUCACGGAAUGAUAACUCCUCCCAACAAACCAAGUCAUCCCGACCAGCAGUACGACUGCGCGGUGGACAAUGUAAACCAGCCAGGCAUCUAUGUUAUCUUUCAUGAUGCACAAGCCUACCCAGAAUACCUCAUCAAAUUCCAGUAAGCAAGUCAAACACUUCAGAUGGUAGUUGUAUUUGUUCUGCAACUAAUACGAUUGAACGAUUUGCA
Messenger RNA from Patiria miniata (bat star), 7148 nucleotides. RefSeq names its product protein mono-ADP-ribosyltransferase PARP14-like. The record is from RefSeq and is a predicted model, not a curated record. Gene Ontology annotation, cellular component: nucleus; cytoplasm. Gene Ontology annotation, molecular function: NAD+ poly-ADP-ribosyltransferase activity; transcription corepressor activity. NCBI's taxonomy places the organism in Eukaryota, Metazoa, Echinodermata, Asteroidea, Valvatida, Asterinidae. The coding region runs from base 1 to 7083 and encodes 2360 amino acids. Gene Ontology annotation, biological process: negative regulation of gene expression. The transcript is spliced from 25 exons.